AUGGCCGCCUCACAGCCUGAACCCUGGGGUGGCAAAAUCAUCCGCUACAAGAAACUACCUUCAGCAGAGAGCGAGGACCCUGGGAACGAGUCGAGCAGCUCGGACGAAGACCUGGGAACGAGAAUCGCGAAGUUCGCGGGAUUGAAUGGUAGUCCCGGGGAACGAGAUUACGACGGAACCGGAACGGACGGGGAACGAGAGUGGCCCGCAGAGGAUCCUGGGAGCGUGCUGGUGGACACCUGGGAACGAGGGGCCGUGCCCAAGUCCCCGGAUGAAUGGUCCUCGGCGCGGUCCUCGCUGGCCUGGGAAGAGGAAGACCAGUCGGUGGUCUACGAGCGCCCUCCAGCGGCAGGGCACCUCCCUGCACCCCCUGUGCACAGGAAAGUGUACAACAAGCCUGUGGAGAUGUUGGAGGCGAGUAGCAGUUCCAGUAGCAGCCUGGCCGCUCCGUACCAGGGCCCCGCGCAUGUAGGGUUCAACCGGGCCGGAGGGCCCGCUGAGCACACCGCUCCGUACCACGGCACCGAGCGCGUGGGACCCAACCGGACCGGAGGGCCCGCUGAGCCCGUCAGGAACGGACUGGCCGAGGAACGAGAGGGCGCCAGACUGACCAAUGGCGACUGUAGUCCCCAGCCGCCCUCCAAUCACGUAAGAAGCAGUCGGGAACGAGUCAGUCUCGAAAUGCCGGACGAAGUCGUGAUUUCCAGCGAGCCCAAAGAUGGGGCCGGGCCGGAAAUACCCGAGGAAGUCUGUAUCGCCCAGCGGCCCGGGGACCACGUCAAGGUCGCAAUGCCAUGGGAACGAGAUGGUGCUGACCACAAAGUACCCGAGGCACGAGGCGGACCGAAAGGCAGGACUGAGGAGGAAACGCUUCCGAGUACGGGAAGUACCGAGGAACGAGAGGCACGCCUUAGUACCGGAAGUACCGAGGUACGAGAAGCAAGCCCCAGUACCGGAAGUCCCAGGGAACGAGUCGCCUCUACGCCAACCAGCAUUUCUACCGUCAUUAUUUCUACAGAAGCGCCACCUACCGGUUCUAGGCCGUCUGUGCGGCCACUGCGGUGGGACCCACACCUGCCUCGCACCGUGCAGGGCGGAGACCCCGCCCGGGACCCGCCGGGAAACCUGCCGGACCCCGACAGGGACCCGCUCGGGUACGACGUGUACGCCCGCAGUAUUGCAGAGAUCGUGACGGACGAGAGAACGGAGAUGCCGCUGACGGUGGGCAUAUACGGCGGCUGGGGCAUGGGCAAGACGUAUCUACUCGCACUGAUGAAAGUGGCGGUUGACAACAUCAUGUCGAAGAAGGGAAAGGAAUACGAGGCGAUGGUUAAAGGAGAAAAGGACGGAGUGGAAGAGAAUAAGAGCCGCGGCCAGAAAACCAGGUUCCCCACGGUCCUGUGCUCAGUCCUGCUGUUCCUGUUCGUGGCGUGUCUGUGCGCGACCAUCGCCUGCGGGAUCCACUUCGACCGGGUCUGGGUCGUCUUUCUCGUCGGCACGGUGGUGGCAUUUGUGCUGCUGGUGGGGACGGUCGUGUACGGUUUCAGGCGGCGGAUCCUCGACUGUUGCGCCGCGAAGAUCCCCCUUCUGCAGAAGUCCAACCCGAUGUAUUGGAUGGUGGGCAUCUACUUGGAGUGGGUGGACCCUCCCAACAUGGCGGAAGCUCCUAAAUCGGAAAAGCGCUAUGAGGUGAUUUGGGUGAAUUUUAACGCCUGGGAGUUCUCCGGCUGCAAGGUAUUGUGGGCCGGGAUUGUCACUACUCUGUGUGACGCAGUCGAGUCAAAGGUCGGCAGCAAGCCGGCGAGGUUCUUCCGGGUCAUCCAGGGCCAGUUGAAUGGAGGCGGGAAGAAGGCUCUUUUCAGACGAGCGUGGUUCAAGCUGCUGCUAUCCGCAGUGGGCGUGGUUAUACUGGUGGUCAUCGUGCUGGUUCUGCUGCUGUCUGGGGGUGCAGCGGAGAUCGACAAGUUCAUGCAGGGUCCGCAGAUCCAAGGCAUUAUCGGGUCUAUCACGGGUUUCUUGGGUCUUGGCAUCGUGGUGCAUCUUAGGAAGGGGCUGGACCUGGUCAAGAACAUGGCCAAGUCUCAGAAGGAGAAGCUGGACGCCAGGAUGAAGAAACCGGACUUCGCCGAGCAGCUCGGAUUCAUGUCUGAGGUGAAGUCGGAGGUUCAGACGGUGACGUCACUGCUGCGGUUCCUGGAGCACGUGAUGCGGAUCCAGUACCGCGUCAUCAUCGUGGUGGACGACCUUGACUGUUGCCCGGGCGACCGCGUGAUUGGCGUGCUGGAGUCCAUGAGCAUCCUGCUGUCGGAUGAAGAGACCAACAUCAUCUCCAUCGUCGCCAUGGACCCGAAAAUCGUCGUCAACUGUCUGGAAAGUCGUCUCACGGACACCAUCACAAACAACUCCAGCGGGUACGAGUACCUGCGGAGGAUCGUGCACUUCCCCGUGUGCCUGCCGGAGCCGAGCGUGGAGGAACGGCGGAAGCUGUUCUACAAGAUUGUGGAGGGAAACGGCAUCCUGGUGCGGCGGUACGUCUCCGUCAAGACGGGAAGGAUCUCAUUCAAGGCGGGCACCAAGGCGAAACAGGCGUACCAGGCGGACUCCCAAGGACGCACCUCCGCCAAGGGCAGACCGUCCUUGUGGACAGCCCUUCCGGAUGCGCAAUAUGAUGACCUUGAAAACCAAGAUGGCGGCCGCCAGGACAUUUCGAACCAAGAUGGCGGCGCCCAGGACGAAACUGACGAAGCAGAGGAAACAUUGAGGAGAGCGGUACGAACACAAGUCAGCACAUACGGACUCCUGAAUAACUUCAGGCUAGACGACGUGAAAGAAGAGUAUGAAGACUAUCUAGGUGACGUCAUACAGGCGUUAGAUGACGACGACGAUGACGCAGAGAAUGACAUCAUGCCUUAUAUCCAUGGCAACGCGCUCCACAUCACCAGCCUCUACCACGUACUGCGCAUGACCGUGAAGGUUCUCAGGCACAGGCAGCUGCUGCAAUGCGUGACGCCUCGCCAGGUGGCGCUGUGGGUGGUUCUGGUGGAGCAGUGGCCCUACCGGACCAGCUGGGUACUGCAGUACGUCGAGGACUGCCAGCAGAAGGACAGAAUAAAGCAGCGAAACCCUCAAGAGACGGGAAAGGAUGAGAUAAACACAAUAAACAAUGACACGAAGCUGGCUGACGUGUUCCAGAAGCUGAAACCGGAAAUGAACGUGGACGAUUUCCGGCGUCUGAAUAACCUUGACGGUGACCCCGAGAUGUUCGAACUGCUGCUGGGCGAGUCCAAGUUCACCGUGAAGGACAUGUCUAACCUGCUCCCCUGCACCAUCAACUUGGACUAUUCCAUCCAGCGCCGGAUCGCCACAAUCAGAGGCCUCUCCCUGGAGUACUGAUAGGAUCCGCUAGGGGUCUCCCUUACAGCGUGUUCUUC
Messenger RNA from Branchiostoma belcheri (Belcher's lancelet), 3431 nucleotides. RefSeq lists its product as uncharacterized. The record is from RefSeq and is a predicted model, not a curated record. Lineage: Eukaryota; Metazoa; Chordata; Leptocardii; Amphioxiformes; Branchiostomatidae.